GGGAACGACGGGGAUGAGGAUUUUAAUCUGAGCCAGACACCGUCGCACAGCCAGGUGCAGAGGAACCUGCAGAGGCGAUCCCAGGAUCAGGUGAAUCAGAAGGUGAGCGAGCUGGUGCAGUUCCUGCUUGUGAAAGACCAGAAAAAGAUCCCCAUCAAGAGAGCAGAGAUCCUGAAGAAAGUUAUCCGGGAAUACAGAGAUGUUUACUCGGAGAUUAUCAACCGGGCGGGCAGGACCCUGCAACAGGUGUUUGGGUUGCAGGUGGUGGAGAUCGACACCAAACACCACAUCUACAUUCUCACCAGCAACCUGCCCCGUGUCGAGGGGGAAAACCUGCGCCG
Cariama cristata (Red-legged seriema) is the source of this 341-nucleotide messenger RNA. RefSeq names its product melanoma-associated antigen G1-like. Lineage: Eukaryota; Metazoa; Chordata; Aves; Cariamiformes; Cariamidae. The transcript is spliced from 4 exons. The record is from RefSeq and is a predicted model, not a curated record. Gene Ontology annotation, cellular component: nucleus. The annotation marks the transcript as partial.